Apodemus sylvaticus (European woodmouse) is the source of this 1173-nucleotide messenger RNA. RefSeq names its product terminal nucleotidyltransferase 5D (gene Tent5d). The transcript has a single exon. Gene Ontology annotation, molecular function: RNA binding; poly(A) RNA polymerase activity. The coding region runs from base 1 to 1173 and encodes 390 amino acids. Lineage: Eukaryota; Metazoa; Chordata; Mammalia; Rodentia; Muridae. Gene Ontology annotation, biological process: mRNA stabilization. The record is from RefSeq and is a predicted model, not a curated record.
AUGUCGGACCUCAGAUUCAGCAAUCUCACCUGGGAUCACAUUGUAACACUGGAUCGUGUGUUAGAUGAAGUGAUCCCAAUUCAUGGAAGGGGCAAUUUCCCCACACUGGAGGUAAAACCAAAAGAUAUUGUUCAUGUUGUGAAAGAUCAACUCAUAAAGCAGGGUAUCAUCGUUAAGGAUACAAGAUUGAAUGGCUCAACAGCAAGUUACAUACUCGCAAGCCAUAAUGGAAUUAGCUAUAAAGAUUUGGACAUUAUUUUUGGUGUUGAUCUACCAAGUGACCAAGAAUUUCAUGUAGUUAAGGAUGCAGUUUUAGGCUGUCUACUUGACUUUUUACCAAAAGGUGUUAAAAAAGAAAAGAUUACCCUAAAAACCAUGAAAGAAGCAUAUGUGCAGAAAAUGGUAAAAAUUUGCAAUAACCAUGAUCGUUGGAGUCUUAUCUCCCUUUCAAAUAAUACUGGGAAGAACGUAGAAUUAAAAUUUGUGAAUUCACUCAGACGACAAUUUGAAUUUAGUGUAGAUUCUUUUCAGAUUCUUUUGGAUUCCAUGCUAGAUUUCUAUAGUGUACCAAAUGCCAAGUUAACCAAAGAAUCCUGUCCUGUUGUGGUGGCUGAAAGUAUGUAUGGGGAUUUUCAAGAAGCAAUGAUACAUUUGAAGUACAAGCUAAUCUCUACCAGGAAGCCUGAAGAAAUCAGAGGUGGUGGCCUUUUAAAAUACAGCAAUUUGUUGGUCCGUGACUUCAAGCCAGCUUGUCAAACAGAAAUUAAGACUCUGGAACGUUAUAUGUGUUCUAGAUUUUUCAUUGAUUUUCCCGAUGUGGCAGAACAGCAGAAGAAAAUUGAAUCAUACCUCCGUAACCAUUUCAUAGGUGAAGAAAAGAACAAGUAUGAAUACCUUAUGACCUUGCAUGGAGUUGUGAACCAAAGCACUGUUUGCCUUAUGGGAUAUGAAAGAAGACAGACCCUUAACAUGAUCACUCUUUUGGCUUUGAAAGUUCUUGGAGAACAGAAUAUUUUACCCAGUACGGAUAAUGUAACUUGCUUUUAUCAACCUGCUCCAUACCUAGUUCUUGAGGGAGGGUACCCCAGUUAUUAUGUAGCAUCUGGGCCACCGCUGGUUUAUUUCCAGCCUUGUCAUACAGUGCAGUUUCCUGUGCAAAAUGGUAUGAUGUAA